AUGUCAUACGAGGACAAGUACGAGACGUUGGAGAAGAUUGGCCAUGGCUCCUUUGGCAUCAUUCGCAAGGUCCGGCGCAAGGCCGACGGCUUCAUCAUGUGCCGCAAAGAAAUCUCCUACCUCCGCAUGUCGCAGAAAGAGCGCGAGCAGCUCCACGCCGAGUUCCAGAUCCUGUCGCAUCUCCGCCAUCCGCACAUCGUCGCCUACUACCACCGCGAGCACCUCAAGGCCAGCCAGGACCUGCAUCUAUACAUGGAAUACUGCGGCAACGGCGAUCUUGGGCGCGUCAUCAAGGAUCUGCAGUUAAAGGGCCAGCGGGCGCAAGAGAGCUUCGUCUGGAGCAUCUUCAGCCAGCUGGUUCUGGCGCUGUAUCGCUGUCAUUAUGGAAUAGACCCUCCGGAGGUUGGCGGCAAUGUCCUCGAUCCGUCUGGAACCGGUGCUCCGAAGCCGCCGGCGGGCGCCGUGACGAUCCUACACCGAGAUUUGAAGCCUGAAAAUGUGUUUCUGGGCGAAGACAACUCCGUCAAGCUGGGUGACUUUGGCCUGUCAAAGAUGAUCAAGUCGCAGGACUUUGCUUCCACUUACGUCGGCACCCCAUUCUACAUGUCACCCGAGAUCUGCGCGGCCGAGAAAUACACCCUCAAGUCAGACAUUUGGUCACUGGGUUGCAUCAUCUACGAACUCUGCGCUCGCGAGCCCCCGUUCAACGCAAAGACGCAUUUCCAACUCAUUCAGAAGAUCAAAGACGGCAGGAUUAAUCCUCUGCCGGACAUGUACUCUGCCGAACUCAACCACGUCAUCAAAGACUGCCUCAAGGUCAACCCCGAUAGGAGACCGGAUACCGCGCAGCUGCUCAACAACCCAAUUGUGAAGCUUAUGAGGAAAGAAAAGGAGGUGGUUGAUCUGAACCGAGCGCUUAAGGCGCGUGAGGAGAUCCUACGCGAGAAGGAGGCGACACUGAAUUUGCGACUGGUCAGCAUGGAUAAGGAGAAGCACAUAAUGCGCGAAGAGCUGGACGCCUCUAUACGAAGAGAGUGGGAGGUCAAAGCCCGACUGGAAAUCGAUCGACAGAUAAACGCAGAAAUGGAGAGACUGAAGAAGCAGUUUGACGAGGAGGUCAGGAGCCGCGUGGAGAGGGAGCUGGAAAAAAGCCGCAAGAGAGCACCAUCACCACCAACAGAAGACGUGCAAAUUAUCGACUCUCCUGCCGCGAGAUCUGACCAGCCGCAAAACUCGUCUGCUGACGGGAGCGGCGACGAGUUCCCUUCCACCACCGACAUCACAGAGCUUUCUUACAAUGCCGAAAGCCCAGACUUCAACAAGGAAGUCAAACGAACAGCGCGGACGCCCUAUAGCAGGGCCCAAACGUAUGCCGGCCCCCACGGCACUCCCAUGGAUAUCGAAAUGGACUCGCCCCCUGUGGCCAUUGCCUCGCUAUCGCUGUCUCCGCGCCGCCGCGGCAAGGUUCCAACGCACCAAGGUAACAUCUUUGCGGCGAACUCGGCUUCCAGGGCGGAAAAUUGGGAUCUGAUGAGAGAAGCCUUUGAAGACUCAGACGACGACGACGUUACUCCUUCUUCGCCGACGCGACACAGAUCAACAAACAGUUCAUCGAUUAACAAUCCCUUUACGAACAAAGAUCGGCCGGUUCUCUCUUCGCAAAAGGCCUCUAACAUUACCUCUCGUCUGAGAACUAGCGGAACCAAGUCGAGCGGCUUCGUCUCCAAAGCCGCCGUCACCUCUGCUCCAACCACACGGUCGCGCUCUCCAGUCAGCCGGUUGACUAAGAUUCCCUCCGUCGCUAACCUCACGGGGACGAAAAAUGUCAGUGAGGCUAACACCCCGUCGCCCACGUCCGCGUCAUCCAGCACGUCUCGCAGGUUGUCAUCUAAGAAGGACGGCUCUGCGCAUAGCAAAGUGACAGCCACUAAGAGGGACGUCAAGGGCCGGACACUGGUCGAGCUGCAGCAGGCACGUGCUGGAGGCCGCCCCCUGAGCGUCCCGGGCAUACCGCUGGGCGAGAACGUGAGCUCUAAGAGGGCCGCGGCUUCGACGAAGCCACAUCGAGAUCGUGUAGUCAGCUCCGGACACGAGCCGGUGGCCGUGUGGGACCCGGAGCGAGACGAGAUGCCGAGUCCCUUCCUGGUUCGGACCCGACGCAUCGCGCAGGUUUAG
Trichoderma gamsii is the source of this 2175-nucleotide messenger RNA. Its product is annotated as NEK protein kinase. The transcript is spliced from 3 exons. Gene Ontology annotation, molecular function: ATP binding; protein kinase activity. Gene Ontology annotation, biological process: protein phosphorylation; chromosome segregation. Bases 1 to 2175 code for a protein of 724 amino acids. The record is from RefSeq and is a predicted model, not a curated record. Gene Ontology annotation, cellular component: cytoplasm; nucleus; centrosome. Lineage: Eukaryota; Fungi; Ascomycota; Sordariomycetes; Hypocreales; Hypocreaceae.